CACACUCGUCUCGCUGGACUUAGUUACAAAUCUGUCGCUGGCAAUGUGGUUGAGUCGCAUCGCUGGACUGGAACCUUGAGCUGCUAGGAAUCGGAAUCCCUCGCCAAAACCUCUCCAAAUCCGGAUUUGUGUCGCUAUUCCAUCACUCGAUCGACAUGAGUUCGGCGAAACAUCUGAAGACUUUGAGUGAAGAUGAGCUCGGGGAUUUCUUCGACUCAUUCGAUUUGGUCUUCUGCGAUUGCGAUGGAGUGGUUUGGUAUCCCCUACGGGAUUUUAUUCCCGGUUCCGCUGAGGCCUUGUCCCAUUUGGAGCUCCUCGGCAAGCAGGUGACCUUUGUGACCAACAACAGCAUCAGUUCGGUGAAGGAGCACAUCGAGAAGUUCGAGAAACAGGGUAACCUCAAGAUUGACGAGCAUCAAAUCGUCCAUCCUGCACAAACUAUCUGCGAUCAUCUGAGGUCCAUUAACUUCCAGGGACUUAUAUACUGCCUGGCCACGCCCCCUUUUAAGGAACUCCUUGUGGCUGCCGGUUUUCGGCUGACAGAAGAUAGCGGUACCGGGAUCAUCAGGAGUCUCAAGGAUCUGCACGAUGCCAUCUUCUCCGGCGACUCUGUGGAUGCAGUCAUCAUCGAUGUGGACUUCAAUCUGUCGGCUGCCAAAUUGAUGAGAGCCCAUGUCCAGCUGCAGAAUCCCAAGUGCCUUUUUCUCGCUGGAGCUGCAGAUGCCCUUAUACCUUUCGGCAAGGGCGAGAUUAUAGGACCUGGAGCCUUCAUCGAUGUGGUGUCCCAGUCCGUCGGCCGUCAGCCCACUGCUCUGGGCAAGCCAGGCGAGGAUCUGCGCAGGCUCCUGCUGGAUCGCCACCCGGAAAUCCCGCCCAGCCGCGUGCUCUUCGUGGGCGAUAGUCUGGCCAGCGACAUCGGAUUCGCCCGCGCCAGUGGCUACCAGACGCUCCUCGUCCUCACCGGCGGCACAAAGUUGGAGGACGUCCAGCGACUGCCGGCUGACCAUCCCCAGAUGCCCGACUAUCUGGCCGAUUGCCUGGGCCAGAUAGCACCCACCUCCGCACCCAAAAAUCCGGAAUCGAGUAAUUCUGACUCGACGCAUUUGACUUGAUAGCGCUUCGAGUGUUUGCCACACCUUUCCACGGGACUUUAAUCUUAAGAAACCAUUAGUGUUUUAGAUUUUAAUCAACAGGUUAGUAUGUGUCGGAGUAAACAACAAACUAAAUCUAAUCAUGCUGAAGUUUUUGGAAAUCAUUUGAAUUAUUUGUAUAAUGCAUCUCUACUUCAUAACGAAUCAAUUUAAAAUGUUAUACGGAAUUUUGAAUUUAAACUUGAAUUUUUAAACUCAAUAUGAUUGUGUAGGAAAUAUAAAAUAUUCCCAAAAGAUCCACACGAUUUAUGAAAUCAUUUGAUUUUGUUUGUACAAUGCAUUUCUGCUUUAUAACGGAUUAAUAUAAAAUGUUAUACGAAUUUCGAAUUUAUAAUUGAAUUGCUUUGAGUCAAAAUUUAAUAUACUUAUAUACGUACAAUUAAAGUUUUCAAAAUAAUGUAUUGGAAAUUCGAUUAACCCAUCGUUUUAAAAAAUAUUUUUAUGUAUAUAUAUGUUUAUAUCUGUCGAAAUAGUACACAUACUGUAUAAAAUAUUCCAAAUUGCAUACAAAUAAUUAAAAGUAGUAAUAAUAUUCAUAGUUUUCCUAGGACUAAGACCUGGAAAACCCCCCAAAUUCGAUAGUUCGAUUCUACUUUUCUGAGUAUUUUUGUUUAUUUUGUUAGGUGUGAGUUUUAUUGCAGACGCCCAAUAAAAUGUGGUGUGAUUAAGCACAUGACUGCAUCAACUCCAAUGAAAUUUACAAAUAGUUGCAUGAAUGGUCCCAUUUUUACCUUCCGGCAAUCCCCGAGU
Molecule: messenger RNA, 1901 nt
Organism: Drosophila subpulchrella
Lineage: Eukaryota; Metazoa; Arthropoda; Insecta; Diptera; Drosophilidae
Product: 4-nitrophenylphosphatase
Exons: 6
Coding region: 156-1112 (318 amino acids)
Cellular component (GO): cytoplasm
Molecular function (GO): phosphatase activity
Source: RefSeq, a predicted model, not a curated record